AGAGAGAGAGCUCCACUUUUCGACCGUAUAGGGAGUACCCAACAUCACAAUUACACAGAUAGGGUGAAAUAAAGAGGACUUUGUAUUGACGGCAACUCGUCUGACUUAUCAGCUAGGCUUGAGCUUCCUUCCAUUACAAUAGAAAGAGAAGAAAAAAAAAAAAGAGGGUUUGGUGGUAAAAGGAGAGCUUUUCCAUAUUAGGAACAAUGGAGGAGAGACAAACGAGGUACAUAAGAAUUUCAAAAUCAACGCCACAUGGAGGAUCGUUGUUAAAUUACUAGUAUUUGGGUAGAAGUUAGUUGGAUUAUUCUCUCUUGGAAGGUAGGAAGGCGCCUCAGCUUCCUUCCGUUUGUUGACCUUUCUCCAUCGCUUGCUGGUGUUGAUCGAUUGUCCUUAAACUAAGCAUUCUCUCUCAUCAGAAACCAAUUUUUUUUUUUGGGUUUUGGUGAUAUGAAGAGGAAUUUUGUUGCUUGGGUGAUAAUUGAGCCUCUUUGAGCAUAAGGAGUUUUCAGAGACAUGUCUUGGCUGAAUUUGGUAUUGGGUUUUUCUGAGAAGGGUGGACCAAUGGGUGGGAAAUUGGAUUAUUGGCAAAACAUUGGGUUUUUGGGGAAGAAUGUUUGUCAAAAAUUUGAUGGUAGGAGGGGGCUUAGACUGCUAUUGUCUAAUGUUAUUAUUUGGUUUUGUGUUAUUUUUAAUUCGUUUGGGCCUGUGAUGGCUCUAAGGCCUCUCAGGGAGAAGGAUAGUUCGUGGAGUAGCAACCAGCACCUACUUAUCAAAAGAGAAGAUCGUGACUUCAGCCCUUACAUCGCUUGGAACAUAACAGGAACUUAUAGAGGGACAUGGGGCACCUUGGAAAAUAACAAUGGCUCUCAUAGGUUUCCAGAGUUUGGAAAAUCUAAUGGAUAUAUUAUAUUUGAGUUAGUGAGCUCUGUAACAAAGAUUACGGGAGUCCAUUAUGUUCAAGGAGCGAUAUUUUUUCGAGGAGCAUCUGAUAAUGAGCAUGAUCCUGGAGUAACUCAGUUGAGAGUCGAAGGGGUUUAUAUAUGGCCUUUCAGACAGCUUCGUAUGGUAACCAAUAGUGGACCGGAUGGUGGACUGAACCAAGAGGAAGACUAUUUUCUUUCCAAUCCAUAUCACUUGCUUGGACUUUUCUCAUCUCAAGUGUUCCAAGACUCUCCACGUGAGCAGCUGAAGAGAAAAGGGAAACAUGCUUUUUUACUUGAUUUGGAGAAACAUUGCAAUUUACAAAUUGCUGCUCAGAUUUCAAAGAUACCAUCGGAUCAAAGAGAUGGAGAUCGUGAUCAUUACCACAUGGAAGGUUUAGUGGAGAGUCCAGCACUGGAUGAUGAAGGAGAAUGCUUCUCACCUAUUCUCUUAAAUGCUAGUUCAAUUAGCAUGGAAGUUUACUACAACAAAGCUGUUAACUAUACGUUGAUGGUUACUUUUAUAUCUUUUCUUCAAGUUCUUCUGUUAAUUCGUCAAAUGGAGCACAGCAGUACUCAAUCGGGGGCAGCCAAAGUGUCUUUGCUGAUGAUCGGGCAACAAGCGAUUAUGGAUGCUUAUCUUUGUCUUUUACAUCUAACUGCAGGGAUAUUAGUUGAAUCUCUUUUUAAUGCUUUUGCAACUGCGGCCUUUUUCAAGUUUGUGGUGUUCUCCAUCUUUGAGAUGAGAUAUCUCCUUGCAAUUUGGAAAGCGGGUAGACCAAAUACAGGUGAAGGAUGGGAAACAAUGAGACGUGAACUAUCAAUACUCUACAGCCGUUUCUAUGGGAUUCUUUUGGGAGGCAUUAUAAUCAUGUAUGAGUUGCAUAGUUUUCUGCGGCCUAUUCUACUUGCAAUGUACUCCUUCUGGAUCCCCCAAAUAAUCUUUAAUGUCAUUCGGGAUACACGGAAACCUUUGCAUCCUCACUACAUCUUAGGAAUGACCUUCACUCGGCUGGCUAUUCCAAUGUAUGCCUUCGGUUGCCCAAGUAAUUUUAUGCGCAUAGAGGUUGAUAAGAAUUGGUGUAUGUGUUUGGGGCUCUUCAUGGGAUUUCAAGCUCUUGUUCUCCUUCUUCAGCAUUAUCUUGGAUCUAGAUGGUUCAUUCCUCGUCAGAUCCUACCGGAGAAGUACAGCUACUAUAGAAGGUUUGAGAACAAUAUUAAUGCCGUAGAUUGUGUGAUCUGCAUGACCUCCAUUGAUGUAGUGCAGAGAUCAAAUGAAUGUAUGGUAACUCCAUGUGAUCACUUCUUCCAUUCUGGUUGCUUACAAAGAUGGAUGGAUAUAAAGAUGGAAUGCCCAACUUGCCGCCGCCCCUUGCCCCCAGUUUAGAAGCCUCUCAUCUGUAUAUCUGUAUCACUCUUUUCUGCCGUUCCCAGCUUGUAUAAGCCGGCACUAGGGAUUACUCUUUGUUUUUCUGGGAAAGUAUACUACAUGUAAGACUGGAAAAUCAUAGUUCAUUUGGGUCAUCACCAUCCAAUGAAUUGAUGGCUGUGACGGAAGUCCUGUUUCUGUUCUUAUUAUCAUCCAUCUAUUCAUUGGGUGGUGAGUAGCCUGCUGGACUAUGGAAAAUCAUAGUCCACUGGAUUACAGUAUGCUUCCCCCUAUGCGCUAUCUUCCUCUUAUUCGUAUUAUUAAUAUUUUUUAUGGGAUUGUAUACAAUGAGAUCAUUUACUUUUAGUACAAGGAUGUCACAAUUACUUAUAGUCAUCUGAUUUGAAAUCUGAUAGCUUUGGUGUCACAAAAUUCGAAAAAUUUCUUUUGAAUUUUGAGCUUGGUCAAUAGAAUAAGUACAACCACCCAAUUCAAUAUUCAAUGGUCAAAGAUUAAUUCUAACCACCUUGUACCACAGAUAAAUAGUCUGAAUGCAGACGUAUUUUUUAUUUACUAUUGUUGCUGCUUUGUUAUAUUGUUAUCAUUAUAUUUUCAGUCUCUGGUGACACCUUCAAUUUGAAUUUUUGGUGCAUAUUUUUUUAGAUGGCAUGAGGCUCAAACUGUAAAUGUGACAGCGACAGAGAAGGGAUGUCCUGUUGUUUUUGCCUGCCAAUGCAUUCGCUGGGUCUUCCACGGUUGCUGAAGGGCCAAGAGUGACCAGCAGGAAGUUGUAUUAAUUGUACUAUAAAAGAAACAUUUUUGCUUUUUGUUUUUAAAAAAAUAAAAAAGAAAAGGAAAAUGAAAUCAGGGUUGUCCCUUGUUCCAAAUUGUAUAAUCCAUUUUGGGUGAAGGUGGAAAUAAACGUCUUGCACCCAUUUGCAGGUUUUGAAUUAGUUGAUCUCCUCUGUUUCUUCUUUGGUAUGUGGUUUUGUUUUCUUGGACCCCAUAUUUUUGUGCAAAUAUUGCAUAAGAAAUCCUGAACAUCAAAUGAAAAUAUUGUAUUUCUCAA
Messenger RNA from Amborella trichopoda, 3361 nucleotides. NCBI's taxonomy places the organism in Eukaryota, Viridiplantae, Streptophyta, Magnoliopsida, Amborellales, Amborellaceae. The record is from RefSeq and is a predicted model, not a curated record.